AUGGAUUCAAGAAACCCUUUGGUCUUCAAUGGAGAGAUCAGCUCCCCCAAGAAGAAAGAGAAGUUGGAGCAAAGUGAAGAAUAUUUCUCAAAAUGGAGUGAACUUCCCGACGAGAUCACUGAGACAAUAAUUGAUCGUCUUGGUUUCCCAGACAUUCUCCGAUUUGGUUCCGUUUGCAUGCCUUGGAGAUCGGUUUCACUCGAGACGCUGAGACGUCGCAGCCUCUCUUCGCGGCCAUACAAUCCAAUGGUUCUUUUUGAAUACAAUUUGGAGAAAGGAACCUUUGGUUUCUUUAGUUUUGAGGAGAGUAGGGUUUAUUGGCUCAACAUAGAAGGAUCCCCAGCUGCACAAUGCAUUGGAUGCUCUAAGGGUUGGUUAGUUAUGUUGUCACCCAACCAUACCUAUUGCUUUUUAUUGAAUCCCUUUACAGGAAUCCGAAUCGAUCUUCCAUACCUCAAUAAGCCCAAGGUUGAUGACUUUUCGAAGGUGAUAUUGAUCUCCAAUCCUCUCGAUAUCAGUUCAAAGACAAUGAACUUUCACUGUACUGUUGUUGCUUUAAACCUCUCGACCGAACUGAACAUCUGCAGUCUUGGAGAACUGUAUUGGACUGUCAUGAAAGUAGACGAUCAUGGCCAAAUUAUCUACAGCCCUAUAUUUCACAAGGGAGAGGUUUAUUCAUUGGCAGGAAUUGACGAGCUUUGGAUUCUCAAUUUGGCAGCUCCCAAGCCUGAGUCCCAUAAAUGCAAAGUUUCUUUCCCUGAAGAAGAUAUUGUUAAUGGUCAUGAAUAUUACAUUGAUUGUUACCUGGUAGCAUCAGAAGACAACUUGUUAAUGGUCUUAAGGUUGAAGACGAAAACGCCUAUAAAAACGGUCAAAUUUAUGAUUUACAAGCUAGUAGAAAAUCAUCACAAGGGCAAUGAUUCAAAAGCUGCUGAAUAUAUCUGGGAAAGAGAACUCUUUCUUGCUGAUGAUCAAGCAUUGUUCGUAGGGAACUACGUUUCGAUAUCAGUCUCAACUACUGAAUGCCGAGGACUCCAGGGGAACUCAAUUUACUUCACUGAUGACAAACUUCCAAAAUCCAGUGGUCCUGAUCAUGAAUAUCCUGAAACUGGCAUUUACAAAGUUGAGAGUGGAGACAUUGUUCCUUAUCUUCCAUUCAACUUAUAUCCCUUUGACAUGCCUCACAUUUGGAUCACCCCCUCAAUCUGA
Macadamia integrifolia is the source of this 1209-nucleotide messenger RNA. RefSeq names its product F-box/kelch-repeat protein KIB1-like. Gene Ontology annotation, molecular function: protein binding. Bases 1 to 1209 code for a protein of 402 amino acids. The transcript has a single exon. Lineage: Eukaryota; Viridiplantae; Streptophyta; Magnoliopsida; Proteales; Proteaceae. The record is from RefSeq and is a predicted model, not a curated record.